Molecule: messenger RNA, 3153 nt
Organism: Glycine soja
Lineage: Eukaryota; Viridiplantae; Streptophyta; Magnoliopsida; Fabales; Fabaceae
Product: pentatricopeptide repeat-containing protein At5g02860-like
Exons: 1
Coding region: 145-2529 (794 amino acids)
Molecular function (GO): protein binding
Source: RefSeq, a predicted model, not a curated record
CUUUGUCUCGAGUAUGGAUCCAAUGGUGAAAUAUAGUUUUAAAAAGAAACACUAUAAAAACAUUGUGGGAGCUUCCAAGCAUUGAGCAGAGGGCAGAGGGUGGUUUGUGAUUGCUAACACACACUUGACUUAACUGAGUCCUCCAUGGCACAAAAGCUGUCUCUCCCUCUUAUCCUCCCAAACCCACCACCUUCAACACCCACAAAACCACCCUUCCCAACCCCCCCUUCUUCCUCUUCCAUAACCCCUCUUCUUCAAGACCUCUUUUUGAACCAAAACCACUCUUCUACACCCCAUCUACACCUCUCUCCCUCCACCCACCGUACACCCCGCUCUCCCCACCGCCUCUCCCCUCAAGCCCAUCGAAUUCUCCAAACCCUAAUCCACCCUUCCUUCGAUUCCAACCGCUUCCAGGAAAUCCUCCCCCUCCUCUUCGACCAACCCUCUUCCUCUUCCCUCUCCUGGGACAUUCUCGGCAUUAUCAAGGGUUUGGGGUUUAACAACAAAUUCGACCUCGCUUUGUCCCUCUUCGACUUCAUUCGUACCCGAAACGACCGCGUUUCGCUCCUGAACGGUUCCGUGAUCGCCGUGAUCGUCUCCAUUCUCGGGAAAACGGGUAGGGUUUCCCGCGCGGCGUCGCUGCUGCACAAUCUAGAAGCCGAUGGGUUUGAGGUAGAUGUGUAUGGCUACACCUCUCUCAUAACUGCUUAUGCUAAUAAUAAAAAAUACAGAGAUGCACUCAAGGUGUUUGGGAAAAUGAAAGAAGUGGGGUGUGAACCUACUUUGAUUACUUACAAUGCAAUUUUGAAUGUUUAUGGUAAGAUGGGCAUGCCCUGGGCUAAGAUCAUUGCUCUUGUUCAGGACAUGAAGUGCCAUGGCCUUGCCCCUGAUUUGUGCACUUAUAAUACUCUCAUAAGUUGUUGUAGGGCUGGUUCUUUGUAUGAAGAAGCUCUUGAUCUUUUUGAGGAGAUCAAAGUGGCUGGAUUUAGGCCUGACGCCGUUACGUAUAACGCGUUGCUGGAUGUUUAUGGUAAGUCCCGGCGGCCCAAGGAAGCCAUGGAGGUUCUGAAACAGAUGGAGAGUAACAGCUUUCGGCCUAGUGUUGUCACUUACAACUCGUUGGUGUCGGCUUAUGUUAGAGGCGGUUUGUUGGAGGAUGCCUUGGUGCUUAAAAGGAAAAUGGUGGAUAAAGGGAUAAAGCCUGAUGUUUACACCUACACUACACUUUUGUCAGGGUUUGUGAAUGCUGGGAAAGAAGAGCUUGCAAUGGAAGUUUUUGAGGAAAUGAGAAAGGUAGGUUGCAAGCCUAAUAUAUGCACCUUCAAUGCGCUCAUUAAGAUGUAUGGUGAUCGAGGAAAGUUUGAGGAAAUGGUGAAAGUUUUCAAGGAGAUCAAGGUGUGCAAGUGUUCUCCUGAUAUUGUUACUUGGAAUACACUUUUGGCAGUGUUUGGACAAAAUGGAAUGGACUCUGAAGUAUCGGGAGUAUUUGAAGAAAUGAAGAGGUCCAGGUUUGCGCCUGAGAGGGACACUUUCAACACUCUGAUAAGUGCGUAUGGCAGGUGUGGUUCCUUUGACCAAGCAAUGGCUGCUUAUAAGAGAAUGCUGGAGGCUGGAGUGAGUCCUGAUCUUUCUACUUACAAUGCUGUUUUGGCAACAUUGGCUCGAGGAGGGCUUUGGGAACAAUCUGAGAAAGUCCUUGCUGAAAUGAAAGAUGGUGGAUGUAAACCUAAUGAGGUAACGUAUUCUUCUUUGCUCCAUGCUUAUGCCAAUGGUAGAGAGGUCGAAAGGAUGAAUGCUCUUGCUGAGGAAAUAUACUCUGGCACAAUUAAAACACAUGCUGUUCUUUUGAAGACACUUGUUUUAGUAAAUAGCAAGGUUGAUCUCCUAGUAGAAACUGAACGUGCAUUUUUGGAGUUUAGGAAGAGAGGAAUCUCGCCAGAUGUAACUACUUCGAAUGCAAUGCUUUCAAUUUAUGGGAGGAAGAAGAUGGUACCCAAAGCCAAUGAGAUUUUAAACUUCAUGUAUGAGAGUGGAUUGACUCUGAGUUUGACUUCUUAUAACAGCUUGAUGUAUAUGUACAGCCGCACAGAAAAUUUCCACAAAUCAGAGCAAAUCUUCAGGGAAAUUCUGGACAAAGGUAUCGAGCCAGAUGUUAUCUCAUACAACAUAGUUAUUUAUGCAUAUUGCAGAAAUGACAUGAUGGACGAGGCUAAAAGGAUAAUUGAAGAAAUGAAAGUUCCUGCACCUGUUCCGGAUGUUGUAACUUACAAUACAUUUAUAGCAGCCUAUGCUGCUGACUCAAUGUUUGUGGAGGCUAUUGAUGUAAUUCGGUAUAUGAUCAAGCAAGGAUGUAAGCCAAACCAUAAUACUUACAACUCCAUCGUUGAUUGGUACUGUAAGCUCAAAUUGCGAGAUGAGGCAUGCAGUUUUGUUCAAAACCUUGGCGACCUUGAUCCACAAAUUUCUGAGGAUGAAAAGAGCAGGUUACUAGAGCGCAUAGCAAAGAAAUGGUCUCAAGUUGAUCCAUGAAUCUCUGGAGCCUUUACUGGAAAGCAUCUUGACCCACUUGUCAGCUACCCUUAGGUUCUAUUUAGAUAAACUUUUCAAUAAAUGCUUAUAAGAGGAGAAAAAAUUAAAAUUAAAAUGAAUUAAACCUUUUUUUUAUAAUUUGAAAUUAAUUUAUGCACUUCAAUUUUUGAAUGAGUUAAACGAGAGUAUAAAAAUUAAAAGUGCAUAAGUUGGCUUUAAUUUAUACAAAAAAAGUCAAUGCAUUUUAUCCUUUUAUUUUUUUUCCUAUAAAUACUUGUUGAAAAGUCUAUUCAAAUAGGGUCUUGGUCUUUUCCACCUUGCCUAUCCAUGUUGUGUAAAUGGCUUGGGAGGUAGGCAUACAGCCAGUGAAGUUAUAACUGGUUGUUAUUAUCUGUAGAAAAAGUCUGCAACAUUGUUUACUACUUUGUUAUACAAGGGGUGGGAAGUUACAGAGGGAGGAGGGAGGGGGUUCGAAUUUGUAGAUCAAUGAAUUGAAGAACACGAAAGCGAUGAGACAGAAAAAAAAUAACACACUCUUGGCCCAGAAACCUUUACAACAAAUAAGAUUUUUGUAUUCUCUUGAUUUUUGGAUCACCAUUAAUUAAAGAUUAUUCCUGCAGGCAA